UGUGACUGUGGCGGAGAGGUUUAAACGGAUUUCGCAGGAAAAAGCUAUUCUCGAUGACGAAAUCGCACCAAGUGCGUCUCUGGGUCACUUCGAUGCGAAGCUGUUCGGAAAGCUGGAAGAUAUCAUGGCUGUUGGGACGCAGGGGAGCCGCGUUUCCGUGGCCGCGAAGAAAGCACGUCUGAGGGAGUCGUCGGAAAACAAAUCAGUGGACGUCGCUCUGCCUGGAGCGGGCGGCUCGUCAGUGGAAGAGGAAAAACGGAAAAGUAGCAAGGCACAGCGCAACAUCGUACCACGAAAGGAGGAAGAGCUCAAGAAAGACGUCGGGAACCUCUUGCGCAGGACCGCGCGGAAAAGCGCCGCCCAGGCUCAGACACGCAAAAGUGGGGCGAGUAGUUCCGGAAGCAGCCCAGAAAAGGUCCCGCGCGCAUUAGACGAGCACCAGAAGCGGCCGACAGGGAAUAAACAGGGAAGUGGUACAGCUCCACGCUCUGCUCUUGCAGGGAAGAAAGACGUCGCCGGAUCAUCUACUAGUCCACCACCAAUAAAGCCAGCGCGUAGCUCCGUGGGUGAGUCUUUGGACAUGCGCGCGACUACGAAAAUGGCCAGAAGAAUCCGGGAAGUGGAAGAGCAGCUACCCCAGUUGCUGCUUGACUGGCGCGACACCUGGCGCGCGCGCGAGGCGGCGCAGGCUUCGGGCAGAGAGGCGACUGUGGAAGAGAAGACUUUCGAACUCAGUAUUCUCCAACGCAUGCUCUCCGACAUACAACACACCCUUGCCGAGGCGAAGAACGCGACUGUGACGCUGUUUAACGCGGAACCUCUACUCCAGCGCAUUCGGAAGCUGGACGGAAAGCUCGUGGAAUAUCGGAGGGAUGAACUCAGCUACCUGGCAGCGCGAGCCGCAGACGAGGAGGAAAAGGAAGAGAUGGAGCGAAGAAAAAGCAACGAAGCUCAACAAGCUCCAGUUGAUGAAGGGGUUGGUGCACAAGAGGAAGCAAAGCCACCGGAAACUACAGGCCCCAAAAUCCCCCCUGAGAGUGAAACGGAGGCACGUCCGUCGCGCGUCAACCUCCGCAAUCUUAUGGGCAGAACCAGCGGCAGAGGGCAUCGGUUGAGCGGGAGACGGAAAAGCCGUUCCCCUACUGACGACACGAAAACUGGUGCACCAGCAGGGGGACAAGAGGAGAAUGCGAACCAGAAAGCCACGAGCAAGCGGGAAUCGAGCCGAAUUUCGGUGGAAAUGCGGAAAUUGCCGUCGAGCACCUACAGUACCAGACUUCGUUCGACCUAUGUGGGCAGUGACAGGAAUAAAACGGCGGAGAAUGCGCUCGGUUUGAGAGCUACAAAGCAAGCGGAAGCAGUAGCAGGACCACAGCCAGCCUCGGGGGAAGCCAGAAGUUCCUCGGUUAUGAGCGUGCCGAUGCGUCAAGCUUCAGUGUUGGAGCGCAAUUUUCAUUCAACUUAUGCUACGUCGGCGUCUGUGCGUUUUCCGUCGAGUUACGAGCCCGGAUUGCGUGAGACAGCAGCUUCCACCGCUGGAAGUACAUCGAUGUCGAUCGAGCAGCGAUAUCCAAGCGAUUACACGGAUCCAGGUUAUCGCCCGACGUCCACCAUGUCUUCGACGAUGCCGAGCAUGCGCGAAGUGCCAAAAAGUUCCGUUUCUGAAUUCCGAGCCAUGCCGACAGUUCACGAGGAGGACGCCACGGUCUUUCUUCCACCCGAUCUAUCUCCCCGUGACGCCUUGGGGAAUGCGCGAGAGGUGCUGACGCAACUGACGAACGAACAAAACAUGGCGAACGUCUUGACGAGCAGAGGAUCUUCUGCCACGACUGGAACGAGUGCGCCGCGGCCCUCGGAAGCGUCGCUCCAGGAGGCUUUCGUCGGUCUCUACAAAGAAUUGCGGGAUGACGAGACGCGGCGGAUAUUCCAGGAACUGAAGAAAGCGAUGCAAGACCGCGAGGACACGCUGUUGCAUAUGAGUUCCGCUGAGGAGGCGCGCUUUGCCAGUUUCGUCACCGCUUCACUGGAUACGCUGUGGGAGUCUAGCUCCCAAGCGGUUACCGUGCGCUCGUCGCUAGAGGUGAUUCGAACGUUUGCCCUGCGCCAGCCCCUCCCGGCGGUGCCACUGCGUACAGAAGCGGCGCCGCUGGGUUUCCGGGACGAUUUUGAUGCGAAGAAUCCUGACCCCGCGACGCAAGGCGCCCCUCCCUCCCUGCAAGUGCUACUCGAUCGCUUUCAUGCGGCCACGAGAAAUCUGGGAAAGGUUGGAUCAACCCGUGACGACGAGGACAAACGAGGAUUCGCGCCAUCAGCUCGUAACCGGCUCGGCGUCGUUGCCGCCACACGACAAAGCUUUUCGCGGCUGCACCGGAUGUGGGCGUCCGCUGUGCAACGGAGCUUCGGGUUUUUCGUUCGAGCGUUUAAUUGCCGUCUUGAGGGUGAUGACGGCGGGUUCUUGAUUUGCACUGUGCCACCAAGUACCAAGACCGCAGCGAGUGACGAGAAGCAUCCACCCUCGUCCCAACUACUUGCCGACAAAAGAGACCGAGAGCAGCGCGUCGCGGAGAUGCGGCUUCUCCGGGCCGUGAAUGAGGUGAAGGGCACUUUGGUGCCCAAUUUUCCGCUCACUGAAAAUGUGCUGGAUGCGCUCGGGAGUCCUCACGAUCCUGCAGCCCAAGAAAGUCACUUGCCGUCUUUGCGCAUACGAGCAGCUACAGCGAGCCUGAAUCGAAUGCUUUUGCUUGGACUUGAUUCGGAAAAGCAGCUGAAUGUCCUGGAUGCGAUCCAGGCGAUGCAGAAGGUCGCCGAGGACAGCCUGCCACUGUUAGAAAACAAAGCCGAAGCUGUCGACGCCGCACAACUCCUUCGCAACUACCUCGCAUUCGCGGAAAUGUGUCCUUUGGAAAAUCCGUUAUUGCAGUUGCAGUACUUAACCGAGACCCGCUUUCGGACGCUGCUAGAAUCUCAAUUGCUGCUCGGAACGACCGAGGUGGAAGCGUGUAAGAAGUUUACGAAGGUCCCGGUUUUUGAAAAAGGCGAGAACUUUCAGUUCGUCGUGGAAGUGCUGAAGCAAAACUCGACGGGCAUACAGCCCACCGCCUUAGGGAAGCCACGGAAACGCGAUACACGACGUGGGGGCGAAGACAGCAGUACCGGCAUCGGGGUCUUUUCGAUUUUGGAGCAUGAGGACCAGGCAAGUGACAGCGGGGGUGCAAAGCGCUCAAGCUUGAGCAAAUUCUUGCCCGAUGACAUGGACGACCUGAAAAAGCGGCGCUUAGAAGAGGACUCCGAGACCGAAUCGGAGGCGGACGAGCUAAAAGCGGACCGGGACAUUGAUGGCCACGUUUUGGCCAAACGCAUUGACGACGACUUUGCGGAUUUGUUGGAUCUCAACGGUCAGCGAUUGGAAGGCCAAAAGUUCGCGGCGCACAUCAUGGACCGCACCGGGCAGGCGCGCGCGGAGUUGCUACAUCGUCUCAGUCCUCAUCUUCACAAGAAGAGGGAAGGUUCAUCUGGUCACCAAAAUGUGGGACGCUCCUACGAGAACAACUCAUCUAAGCCGGAGUUGCUCGCAACCUACGACGACGUCGACGACAUUCUGGCCGUUCUUCUGCGCUGCAAGGAGGAGAGCCAGCUCUUUGUGCGGUUGAAGAAAAUCGUGCAUGCAAAGUUGGACAAGGUUGUGGAAGCCUUGGCAAAGAAGUCAAGUCAGGGGGUGAAGCUGGACCUACUAUUGGUCGAGGUGAUCCACGGCCUGAAUUUUGCCGCGGAGUACUUGCACGCAGUCGGGUCGGCGCUGAGCGAGGACUUGGCGAAAGUGAUUGCCGUUUUGCCACUGGAUCUGCGCGAGUACGUCGAAGGUGCCCAGAGGUCCGCAGAUCUGUUCUCUUUUCUCGACGAAUACGAGCUGCAGGCCCCCGAAAACGCGAAUUCCCUUUGCUUGGUUCUGACGAGAAAGCUUCGGGCCGAGAGCGGGCCACUUUCGCCAAGCGCGAGCGGGGGUGCUACUUCCAGCGUAACCGGUUCGAAGACGAGCUUUAUCAAGGACUCUACAGACGGUAGUCCCGUGGAUGAAGUCGCAUCACGCGGAGGCGAUGGACAAGUAGUAGGCCCGUCAGGAGCUCCUGCCCUCGCGACCGCGGCUGACAACCUCCUGUUCUACCCGGACCGAAGUCUGCUGUUUCGGGAGGACGAGCGGAUCGAACGACAACUGGAGGAAAUGGCAAAGAGGACGCUUCUGACUCAUGCACAGGUGCAGGACCUGGCCCGGAUUGCGCGGGAAACGAAACCCUUUCGCGCGUUUCCCGCGGGAAAAUCCAGACCGUUGUGGGAAGACCCAGCAGUGCUGGCCACUGUGGCGGGGGAAAACUUGCAGAAGAAGAUGCGCAUGACGUUCAAUUCCACCAAUUUGUUCGACGUCGUCGACGCGGCCGACGAAGCGAGGUCGCUUUUACCCCUGAGCGGCGUGGAGCGAGAGAACCAGGAGCUGCAGGAAACGCAGGCCGCACUGGAAGCGGAGCUGGCGGACUUGGAAACGGAACACCAAGAUUUCCUUUCCUCCGUGAUGUCAACGCGAUCCAGGCGCUCGAGACGAGAGUUGAAAGCAAUGUCACCGAUGCUCAGCUCGCCUGGACAGGCCAGUGAACAACAAGCUGAUGCAGACGGAACAACCCAACCAGCUUCCGACCAGAAGAAGCGCCGGCGCUCUUCCCUGAUCGCGUACAUCGACGGCGUCGGCCCAAAAAUCAGCCGCGACGCAGACGCUGACCUCUUUUCCGACGAAGACACGACGCUGCGGGACCGGGUUGCCGCAAAAUUGCGGAAACCCGGUAGGGAAUCGUAUUACGCGGCGCUGGUCCGCGAGGCGGACGAAGACGGCAAGCACCCGGCCAAGAGCGAUAAGAAGUUCGUUGCGUUUCUGCAGCGUGCCAGGCCGUACUUGGAAGAGCGGCUAGAGGAACUAGCGGAAGAGGGAGCCGAAAUUCAGGAUGAGAUGCAGGACCGAGCGGCAAGACUGCUGCGCGGGCUGGGCAAAGUGAAAGCGGAGCGCGGACGCAGGUCGCUCGAGGACGACAGCGAAGACGCGCAAGCGCAGCUGGAUCUGGGUUUGCUUUUCCCGGACAUGUACAUCAACGAAGUGGACAAAAACGGCAGAAUCUCUCCAAAACUCGUGCGACCACCACGGACGCCGACCGAGAAGUUUCGGAGUCUGUACCAGCGUCUCGCGCUGGUGGAGAACGUUCGAUCGGGACGUUACUACUACCGCGUCGCGCAUCUAGGAGCGAAGCGCUCACUGAGUGAUGAUGCGCACUACACGCGGAAGAAACUCUUCUCGGAAUUGUGGCAGGAGGCGGUGCAGCGAAUGGGCAGGGUGCGCAUGAAACGCUUCAUGACCGCGGGGGGAAGUGUGUACGGCCCGGAUGCGCAGAUGGAACACUUGUACCAGGAUGCGGUCGCAUGGGACGUAUUGGGAUCCCGAGAGGUUUUGUCGAAGAUCAAACACGACUACGUUAUUAAGGAGGACGCGAAGCUGUUGCGGCUGAGAAGUGGCAGAUUCGGAAAAAAUCAGCCCUUCUUGGUAAAGGAUGUUGCGGAAAGUACUGCUACUUCGCCAGGCGAAGAAGGUGCUGAAAUUUCGAAUAUGAGCGAUGACAUCGAGUUGGGCGGCAUUUACCCCGAUCCUUUCCUCGCGGGCGACAUCGUGCUGCUGAAGCGCGAUCUUUUGCACGAAACCGACUACGAGCGCUCUAGUGCGACGGAGUCAAAGCGUGACACGAGGACCACGACGUUGGCUGGCACGAGGUCCGGCGACCCCUACGAGCGGCUGAUCGACCAGAUUUUGUCCUCCUAUCCGCGGCAUCGCCCGCGCCUGCGCGUUCGAGACGGGAUCGUUUCGAAAAGAAAACUGAUUCGGGUGGAUUGCGUGGAUUCCAUGACGGGCGGCGUUCUCGGAGAGUACCGCCUGGACGUCAGCAGCAUUGUGCACGCGCAGCCGGAGAAAGAGCUCGGAAUGAAAGGGAGAAUCGUGUAUGAUGUGAAAAUGGAAAGUCCCUCUAGCGUGGCUGGACCCGAUGUUGUCUCAGGCAGCAAGGUCGGUCGCGUAAGCGCAGCGGAGCGCAGGCAGUCCAAAGCCUCCGCUUCGUCUCCUAGCAGCGGCGGCGACAUCCAGUAUCUGGUUCCGGCAGAAGCAGAACGCGACAUGGAGGAACUCACGACAGCUGGGUCGUCCAAUCUAAAGUCCGUGGCGUCGUCAAGAAAGUCGGCAGUGGCGAAGCGAAAGAGUUUGAAGAGUACCGAAAGUCGUGCUACUACCACGAACAUGAGAACAACGCGGAGGAGCAGGACGCAGACACAACAACUCGCUUUUGCGCCGCAGCAACGGGCAUCUGCGACGUUACCUCCAGGAAGAGAGCGAGAUGGUGCUCGGAGAGCCGCCUCCGCUGCAGACGCGGCUACUGAUUCGCUGCAGGCACGGCGGCUGCGGAAAAGCAACAAGGCGAAAACAACGCCGCUGUUCUUCCCCGAGCCUGUGGACGACAUGGAUCUGCCUCUUCGAAAGUCCUCCAUGGGGAGCACGUCGAUCGACGACUCCGCGGAAGACUUUCUGCAGUACGACGUGAAGCCGCUGCCAGGUCGGGAAGUGCAAGUGCCCCGCGUUUUGCUGCGCGACGUGGUUGUCGACUCCCAUGACCCGCGGUUCGACGACUUCCGGAUGCUGCGGCAGUUGGUGCAGGCGGGCUACCAGCUCGGUGUGCGGGGAACUACUUCGCACACGAAACGAAUGAAAACGGGCGCGCUCGGGGAGGACGAGGCGGCGUUUGCGGAGGCGUUCGAGAUGUUGAAGCGCGGAUCGUCUGCGUGGGAGGACAUGGACUACCUCUUCACGGAGAACCUCGCCCGGCACUCGCUACCCGGCGAGCACGAGAAGGACCGGAAAAGUGACCACCUGCUCGGCGGAGGAGGAAAUGGGGUGGACGAGGAUUUGUUCGUGAGUGUGUGGCCGGUGAAGCGACUGCUCGGGAACGAAGGCACGUUCUUUUCCACGAGCGACUUUGUUGCAGCGAGCACGCAAGACGUUGCGCGCGUCUUAGGAAAGCCGGGGGUGCGGGACUUUGUUGUGCACCGCGACUUUGUGGUCCCGGAGGUCUACGGGCCCGCCUUCCACGCGACGGCGCAACGCGACUUGCUGCGGGUCGUGCCACGAGAUGUCGUCGUCGCCACCAGUUUUGACAAGAACAUGCGAGUGUUACGCGAUUUGCACAAACACCCGCGGAGUUGUAUUCUACUGGUGCACGUGGCUGGGAAGGAUGAAAUGCUGGACCUGGAAGACGACCAGGCCGACGGUCUGCCGUCCAAGAGGAAAAAAACAGAGCAAAUCGACAUGACGCGCCUUUCGGUGUCGCACUUCCAAGAGUACGAGAAUCUCGGCCGGGCGAUGGCCACGAAGGCACAGGAGAACGAGGUGAUCGAGGCGGAACGCAGCCAAAGCAGCAGCGGAAGCGAAGCGGAGAUGAAAAGGGAAAGUGAAAGCUUGACUUACCGGUUGAUUCCACAAGCGGUUGUUGCACUGUUUGCGGAAGACGAGGGGGGGAAAAUGAGCAUGCAGGGCAAACCUGUCAUGGUGCCAUGCAACUACCUGCAACCGCAGUCGAAGUACAACAGGUUCGAUGAGCUGAGUCGGACGCGGGUGCUCGCGGAAGGUGCCGUGCAGGAGCGCUACGAUGAGGAGCUGCACGAAGAGUACCUGCCAGACCUGGUUCUCCUCAAGGCAAGCGCGUUCAUGGAUAACGAGCAGCAGCUGAUAGAGGCGCUGACGCCGCAACUGCAGACGCUGCUCGCCUUGGCGGCGGAGGGGUACGUGUUUCGCGUUUUGAGUUACGAUCCGCCUGCUGAAGCUGAGGCAGAGGACGCGGAGGAUGAGACAGAAGACCUCGGGCUACUUGCCACUGUCGGGGUGUACACGGAGGACGUCCUUGGAAGCGCGGACGCUGCGGGAUUGAGCUACGUGGUUCCACAAGAAGCGCUGGCGCACUUGAGUCCGGUUUUUGCGGUCGAUCGUCCGUGUGUCGCUGGGGAUCGCGUGCAGCUACGGCAGUACGAGAUUGGACAAAGUUUGGGAGCGGGCAGUGAAGCGGCUGCCAGUCGUGCGUCCAGCGAGCGCGCCACUUCGGAAACGACCGUCUGGGACGAUUUCGCAGCGGCGGAAAUCGUGGAGACAAAAAUGUACAGGGGCGAAAUCUGCUACUGCAAAGAUGUGUACAGCGCAGAUUGGAUCGGGGGCGGCACCCGAGCUGUCCUCUCGUUCUCCGGAGACGCUGGUGGCAGAACAAGUCGAAACAGCAGUAAUGACGAGGUCGAGCUUCCGCGAUCCUGGCUGGAGCCCCUUGAAAAAGUGGACGAGCGGCGUUUGUUGGACAAAAGUACCGCGGUCCAACUCCGCGACGUCCUGCACGGCAGGCGGUACCGGCACCGCAUCAAGUAUCUCAGGAAGCAACUCGAACUUGGUGCGGCGCUCUACGCUGUUCCCGUCGGCAUCGACGCCGACGUCGAUCUGGUCCCGACAGGGACCACGACAAAUCAAAGCGAUCUACGAGGAGGCUCGACCAGAACAACAGUCGUGGAAGUAUUAGGUGAAGAUGCAGAUGAAGUUUCAGAGGAAGAAACGGACCCGACUGUGGCAGCACUGGAGGGGAAAGUGGCGCGCGAGGAGGCAAAGGAGCGCGAUCCGAGGCAAGAUUUGAUUCGCAUUCCCAGUCCGCUUCUCCGCCUCCAGGUUUGGCGACGUGGGCUCUUUGUCCGGGAGUUGCGCAUUCCGGCCGCGUAUCUGUCACCUGUGUUGCUUGAUUCGACCACAGAUGACGCCGGUGCUGGGACAACCGGGCACGAGCUUGAGGCCACCUCGCAGGCGGGCGCGCUCGCAGAGCAGGUACGUAGCUCCAGGGAUUCCGCCGCAAUUCACGCAGUGAUCACGCAUGCUGCAGAGGGAAGCAUCCACCCAAGAAACGCACGUUCAUCACUGCAGCCGGGCGAGAUUGUGAUGUUGCACAGCCAUACGGGGCUGUGGCCUAAUCAGGAAGCGCAUCUGGCUGCUGCCGCAAAAGAGAUAAAGUCGGGGAUGUGCGAUCUGCGAUUUGUCGAGUCGGUGAGCAAGCACGCGGCCCUCGUUGCGCUUAUCGGUGCACACAAAGAAAAAGACAAGUAUUCGGUUGUCAAAUGCGUUCCCGUUCCGAAGGACGCAAUCGCCCCGGUGCUGGAGCAGUUUGAUCUGUUCUACCACAGCAACACCGUUCCCGCGAUGCAAAACGAACUCGUGCACGUGGAGACCCUGGGGGCGCCGAGAUUGGAUUUUGCGGGCAAGGCAAUUCUGGGUGGAGGCUUGGAGGACGUUGGUGAGCGGUCCCACCGGGUUUUGCUUCCGGGCGACGAGGUCCUCGUCCGGCCGGGCUUUGCGCUGGCAGAUCGCCUGCAAGCGCGGAUCCAGGACGGCAGCAGCUGCGUUGUGGCCCACAUUGCUUCCGGCGGUCACUGGUACCUUUUGAACACGACGCUCGCGCCAGUGUCUGUCGCGGUAGACCGAGGGUCGGCGUUGACCACUGGUUUCGAGCCAAAAGACGGAGAAGGAGAACUCAAUAGCGCGAAUGAAGAAGAGAAAAAGUCGAAUGCUUCUAGCACAUUGUUCCCGUCAACCGCGUCUGAGAGUGAACAGGAGACGACCGUGGACCGCGCGCUCGAGGAGCAGAGUUUUUUCUGGCUCCCCGCCCGCCACGUCGUCGUUCCCGCCACGCCGUUUCGUCUGGAGGGCGGCAUUGGCAAGCGCGUUGGGGUGCACGACGUCUGUGUCCCGGAUGCCUGGACGAGUGCGGUGCGGCGAGUGCAGACCGCUUCGUCCGCAACGCUGCUUGAAGUCGGCCCGGCCUUGGCCCAAAUCGGCGUUUUAUCCAGAAGCAGUGUCUAUGAGGUGGUCAGUUUACCUACAGUGUUCGUGGUUCUGGAGGAAGACCUAGUGAUGCAAGUUGCCUUACCGGAGAGCGCGGAGGAAGAGUCGGAAUUCGCUGCUCUGCAAAAACUGCUGGCGGCGUUCCCACACGGUCAGCGCGUUUACUUGAAGACUCCCUUGAUCGGCCGGGGGUGCGCGUCUUACACCGCACUCAUGGAGGCACUCGCUGCGAAGAACGAGAGCACCGCCAAGCACGAGUUGAAGAUAGGAACCGUGUCUGACCAUCGCGUCGGCGUCACGAUUGCCGGACAACAUCUUCACAACAAGAAGGAGUUUUUACUCCCAGUAUCCUGCCUGCACCUCCCACGCCCGUUGCACGCUCGACACGACGUGCAAUUCGAGAAGAAGCAGCGUGUCAGCGUCAAAGAUGUGGCUGGGCUGGAGGGUGACACAGAGUAUGUGAAGGUGCGCGAUUUCGUCAGAGAAGUUCCCCGGGCAAGAGUCGUUGUCCACAGCGAAGACACGCGUAAGGGACAUGCACAAGUGAUGCUUCUUGACGUAGAUGGGCUUCCCUUGGAUCGGGCGACCAUCCGGUCCGAUCUGCUAGAGGAUUUCCAUAAGGGAAUGAACGAGGGGACUCUGGCGUCGGCGCCAAACCUCAGAAAGAUUGUAGGAGCUACGGGAACUGCGCCAGCAAGUGCUAGUCGGAAAAGCAAGAGAAAAACGAAAGCUGCAGACGAAAACCAAGAUAGUGGCAAGAAGGUCCCGUGCUCGAUCCGACCAAUCGUUGUCUACGAAGGAUACCGAUCCGUGAUUGAUCGGCUGCGUGCGCUCGAAGCAAGGGGCGAUGAGCUCCUCAUGCCGGAGCGGGAAGUGAAAAAGAAGGCGGAUCGUGUCAUCGUUUUGGUGCAUCGGGAAGCGCCGCCGGCGGAUGAGAGCGACACCAGCGCGUUGCUUGCAAAUCCAUUAGUGUGCACAGAAGUUGUCCCUCGUGACUGCCUGCUGCCGCAUGUGGAGACUGCACUCGUAGAGGAACGAAAACCGGCCGCGCACUCCUUUUUCCUACCUGACACCGAGGUGUUUCUUCUUGGGCGCGCGCCGGAACUCGAUCCCGCGUGCCAGAAACUGUUUGACUUGUACUAUGCACCGGGGAGCGAUCCGUCGACGAAGGUAAAGCUUCUCGUGCGAGCACAGCAGGGGGCGAGUGUUUGCGUAGAGCCGGUGCUUGCGCGGCUGACAAAAGGUGCGCUUUUCCAAGGAGAAUCAGAACGCGAAAGACCGUUCGUGCUGCCGGCCGAGCUGUUGACCCAAGCGCAACCUAUUUUUGACUCGGUGGCUGCAGUAGCUGGAGAAGACGACGAGCACGAGAGGUACUUUGCCCCACUGACGGAGGUGCUAUUGCGAGACGUGCAAGUGAGUGCAAAGGAAUACCCGAGCGUACAGCUUAUCAGGCAGCACGUGGAGGAGCGCGGUGCGAUUUUGGUCAUCGCACAGUACCUGCACAGGGACGACUUCGUUACUGAUGAAAUGAUAGCACCCGACUUCUCGGUUGCGGACGGUUGCGCUCGCAUUGACGUUGCGGUGAUGCUGCCCGAGGUCUGGGAAGGGGCGCAGCACGCGGCGAAGCAAGAGAAUUUACAGGCUGCUGCUCUUGACGAGUACUACAGCCAGUUUUUCCAAAGCUCUUCCGAAGUCGCCAUGAUCUCUGCGCUACCUUCGGUGUUUCUUGUGCCCCGCCAGCACUUCCAUUUCCACCCCGAUGCGGCAGGCGCGAACUCGUUGCCUGUUGCUGGGGAAAUAGUGCGGAUCAGGUCCGUCGUGUUCCCCUGGGCCAGUAUGACGGAGGCUCACUACGAGCUGGUGUCGAGUCUUCGCGAUUUCAGCACUGAGAAGCUGUUGCUCCACAGUGUGGACACGAAGCUGGAGGAGGCGACGGUCUGGGUGCUUGACGCACAGGUCCCCGACCAGCACCCGGUGACCACGGUGAAUCUUCCAUUGUCUGCGCUUGAACCUGUGAUCACCGUGGAAAAUGUUGCGGCCUAUUCGUACCGGGAGAGCCAGUUGCAGCAGUGCCUGCAGUACCAGGCGUUCUUGGCCGAACGGGUAGAUCAGACACAGGAAUCACCAACGGUGAUGCAAAGCACCGCUCCCGCUGCUGCUGCACCACCGCAGCCAGCUGGCCACUACAGCAGAAGGGUCACGCAAAACAGCGCGCGAAGCCGAAAGCGCAGCAGUGUUGCCCGAGGCAGCAUUGUGAAUGGAACGUUGAACUUAGAUCCGAAUCGCCUUUUGCCUGUGAUCGAAGAGGAGCUUUCGGGCAGCAUACUGCAGGCGAUCGCACCCGAGGACAAACGCUUGCGACCGCUGACUCUGGAACGAAAAACGUUUUCGCCGUUGUCUCGCUACUACGUUGCACCGGGGGAUACUGUUCUGCUAACCAAGCAAGACACGAAAAACACGCAAGCGGAACCUUUGUUGCAGAAAGUGCGGCAAAUGAGCGUGAACCCGAACAACCGAACGAGGGUCCUAUCGUACAAGCCCGAUUUGGCGGAAAUUGCCGUCUCCCGCACGGGGAUCAGGAGAGCGAGCGUUUUAGACCACCAACACGCUGGAUUUCAGCAGCAAACCUUCCACGUGCCGGCGGUGGCCCUCGUUCCGCACAUUGAUCCGGAUGUCAAGAAGUGCAGAAUUGGUGACUACGUCCAUCUUCGUGACGUCUUUCUCGGGGCAGACGAACAUGUCACUGUUGCCGAACAAUUUGUGCAAGAUGAAGCGGCUGCGCAGAAAAAUACAGAGACGCCACACCGCCACUUGAUCCGCUUGUGCCAGGAUGUAGAGGAGAAAGACCCCUUGGAGAAACCGACGCUUGCGUGUGAACUUGUCGUUGCAGGGAUCCACGGCGGUGUUGAAUACAAAACAGUCCAGACAACCGUCCAUCUGCCGGUGCAAGUGCUAGCCCCGACGUUGCGGACGCCAGAAGUCGGCGAGACCGGGAUUCUCCGCUCUCUCGUCGUCUCCAGAUCCGCAGACGAUGCGGUGCGAUUGCUUCGUUCAAUGUUGCACUCCAUCAUCGGCUCGGUGUUGUUUGUCGCCCGGAAAUCCGCCGCGUAUGCGGAAGUUUGCGUCUUUGUGGGCGGAAAGAUUGUUGUGCCGCCCAGUGGAAGAUCAGCCGCCUCACGCAGCAGCCAGCGGCAAAGUGCUGCGGCUGAUCGCGGUUCUGGCAGUUCGGUAAUUGGCGAUUUCGGGAACGAGAAGGGAUUCUUGGUUGUACCUCUUCACGUCCUUGCUGCCGUCGAGUACAAGACCAUGUCUGAGCUCUGUGCCCCGCUGCGUCCGCGACUCCCGAAAUUAGAAUGGUUGCAGGAGGUUUUCCUCACCCUGCCGCAGAAGAACUUCACAGAGCCCCGCACCGACAUCGCCAGAACGCUCGCGUUGCUGGAAAAGGAGAACAGCCGCGAGCCGUUCGUGCUCCGCGUUCUUCGGUUGGCAAAGCGAAGCGAGUUUGCGAAGGUCAACGCGGACGACGAAACAGAAUUCGCGUGGGACGCCGAGGUCGUGGUGUCCAGGAGAAAGGGCCCUGCGGGCGAAGUUUUACAGUCCAAAAAGAUCAUCAUCCCGGCCGAGCGCCUGGAUCGUGCAUGGAUUUCGGCAAUCGACGUGCGACCAGGAGAAUUCGUCCAUAUCCGAGCCUGUGUGUUUUGCGAGAAGACGUUCCCCGAUGUUGCGGAAGCGCGGCAGGCGGUGCGGAAGGGUGCGCAAUUGCGCGUUUUGACGAGAAUGCCGGUUAUCGAGGACGACUCUGUGUUUCUCCUUCGCGUGGUGGCAGGCGAGCAAACGUUCUCGUUGCCGCAUUUCAGUGUCAUCCGUUGGGAUUCGGGUGCCGUUGACGAUGCCGACCUCUCUGCCCCGCUUCGGAUCCGCGCGAUUGAGGUUGACGACCGAUGGCAGAAGGAGGCGGAGAAGCUUUGGGCCAUUCGGUCAGGUGCGGACUACGGUGCGUUUACCGUCACCGUCGCACCAGACUGGAAAACGGACAAGGAGAUAGAGCGGAUAAGGACAUCGGGCGUGAAGCUGAAGAACUUUAAAAUGUCGACGAAGAAGCGUCACAAGAACCUAGCAACUUGGAAAAAGGACGUCGAGGCAGGUCGGUUGGUGCGAAUCUUGAUCAGAAGGAGGCUACCAGUAGAGGCCGACAUCGUGCAUUUGCAUAGAGGACAGCUGGCCGCGAAUCUGAAAGGUCAUCCCGCGAUAGACGCAAUCGAUGACGCACGACACAAGUACGCAGAAAACUCUCUGGAAAAACUUUUGCAACUACCGCGAGCGUAUUUGGAAGAGGACAAUGAGGCACCUACGCGACUCCUGCACGAUAUUCCCUCGCCGGAGACUUCUUCCAAAGCGGUCGUGUUACACCGUGAAGUGUUUCUUCCAGUCCGGCGCGACACCGACGAGGACGACACCGCGUGGAGUGAAUUUUCCGUCGAAGAAACAAAGGAACUACAAGCGGGUGAGAACACCGAUCGAACAGUACGGGGCACCGAGGAGGUAAGAAGUGUAAGUGCAGUUCUUUAUUCGCAGCUCUUUGCAUCGGUAUAGUUCGCUUCUUAGGGUUUUCUAGUAUGCAGAGGUUGUAGAAAAUGAAAGAGCGUUCUUAUCUAUCAGCUUACACAAACUAUGCACAGAGCACUGCUCCGGAAAAGGCUCUGACGAAAGCGUUAUUGGAAAAAAUUUCGCCUGUAACCGGCGACUCCGGCCUGCAGCGCACCGCUGUGGAGCGUGGCAGAGCGCUACUCGAGGAUGUGCACAUGAAGCAUUUUGACGCACUGCGAACGGCUGAUCGAGGUGCUGCUGGGAGACUCCGCACGAAAUUCAGGCAGAAUAUUCAGGAGGAGGUCGAGCGAGUCGAGAGCCAGCUGUCCGGUUUAAAGCAGCUCACGAACCAGAUCAAGGGCGCUCGGGCAAUUGCACAGAUGAAACGAGAAGAGCAGCGUAAAGCCGACGCAAUACAGCGCGGGCUCGUGGGGCGAGCGUACAUAUUUCACUUGGACAGUUGCCAUAGCUGCUUUAGCUUUUUCCCUCCUCGCCUCUUACUCUGAUGACUAGUUCUGUCGCAAAUCAUGCCAGUUCCAGUAGCAUAAGUUGCAAGCCUGAUACAAAUCUUCCCAACAGUUACGUUCCCGCUUCUGACAUCUACUCCGUCGGCGCUGCAUUUUCGGUAAUCGAAUCCGACGAGGACGACAAUAGGGCGAACGAGCCGAAGCCAAGCUUUCUGCAGUCCAUGGGAGGCCAAGGAGCGUCCGUGCGCCUUUCAAGUAUACGCUCGGAAGGGUCUACGAAUGCGCAACAGGCUCCCGUGUUUGAUUUGUUCCAGGCCCGGCACGAGGCUGCCACGGGCAAGCGAGGUGGAGGUCCACCAGAUGCGUUUUCGACGAAGGGCGGUUUUCUCGGCCCGAUGCCGGUUGACGACGUGCUUGGUAGCGGGAUUUCUGUGAACAGUUUCGAACCUCGAAUCGACCCGGACCGCCAGUCUGACAUAAAUCGAAGGGGCGAGUCCGAUGUGUUGUCGUCGUCAGUUGCCUCCGAAGCGCAGCUAGAACUCGACAUGAACUUCCUGCCGAAGCAAAACGUGUUCGUUGCGGACUACAGGAAAGUGGGUCGCAGGGAGUUAGGGAAAGCGAAGGUGCCGCGGACAAGCAUAGCGGAGCGGCAAAGAGGAAAUCAAGAUUCUCGAUACGUCGAGUUCAUGCGCUUGAUUGGAGAUGACUAAAUGCAUUCGAGGUAUAGAUGAAUGUGCGUGUGCUGGUUAUGUAACAAUCCUGUGGUGUUUUGUUGUACCCUGCUCAUGCUCUUGGAUUUGCUGUUGCUCUGCUCCGUUUGACGAUGUUUGCGAAAGUCCGAACUCAGCUCUGAUUUGGCUUUUUUUCAAUCUACUUUUGAUGAUUUCAUGUAGUAAUUCCAAGAAUGCUUUAGAGAUGGAGAAUAGACCGACUCGGACUCCACUAGGUCUGAAGACCUCGCUCUUGCAGAACUGUUAAUCGUAAAUCUCAGCGUCAGACGCUUCUUUCUUUCUUUCAAUUUUACACUUGGCAAACUUCCAACGAGGUAAACAAAUCCGAGAACUAAAAGCAUGGUUUUGGUGAAGAUGAGAUGAAGUAUGUGUGAC
Messenger RNA from Amoebophrya sp. A120, 16097 nucleotides. The record is from the annotation of a GenBank genome assembly. NCBI's taxonomy places the organism in Eukaryota, Dinophyceae, Syndiniales, Amoebophryaceae.